GGGAUAUUCAAGGCUCCACGAUUUAUGCUGAAUUCUUCAGCACGUCGUUCGUGCUCCAAACGGCUCGAUUCUCCGAGUUUCUGUGCUGCUAAAUCGGGACGAGGGCUGCGAACUCAAAAUUUGUCAGAUGUGAUGUAGCUUUAGUCGAGAACGACAUGACUCACGCUCGGAGCCUCGGAGCCUCAGAGCCUCGGAUGUGCAGUUCCUCCUCUUUAGUAACUCCUGAUGCGGCAACGGGAAGGUUGUGUCUAUCCCUCGACAGGUACAGCUUCAGCCGCUUGAGCGCGAGCGAGGAGCUUGAAUAUUCGCUCUACAUGACACACGAUUCGCCUGCAAGAGUGGGGAGUUGGUAAUGUGCAGCCAGAGUCAGUAAGAUGCAGCGCAUUGGCACGAAAGUGUGGGAGGACUCAGUGACAUUCUCAUCUACCACCCACUGGCUCAAUCAUUCCACUCGCUAGUGCAGGAAUCUGCUGUGCGAAUUGGAUCGUACAGUCGAGUCGGGACGAAGGGCUUCGGAGUUCGGAGUUCAGAGUCCAGCCCAGGCGGGCUACCCAAAGCCGAGAAGCGUGAAGAGCGCACGAGAAAAGCCGAAAGCCACAUUUCAUGGCGAGCUUGUUUUCAAGUCCUCUCGCAUUCACAAGGACGUCAGCAGUAGCUUCUUCGCUCUGUCUUCACCGACUCUGAAGCGCUCUGUGGUUGCAGCUUGGACGAGAACCCUCUCACUCGCAAUGCGCAGCGAAGGGACGAGGGAUUUGGCUGCAUGUUUGGAGUGAGGCGUGGAGUAGUUUGGUCUGUACGGUCCAGUUCGAAUUUCUGGGAAAGAGAAUUCUUAGUUCGGAAAUGGUAAUCUGUUUCUAGACUCGUGCUGGAUUCAGAUUGCUCCUUCUUUGGUGUACGUCCUCCAGGCAGAAGUGGAGACCUAAGUUUGGUCGACCAAGUUGGGAGAGUUGAGGCAAUUGGAAGUGCGAUCAGAGCGCUGGAAUUGAAGAGAGCUUUCGUCGGCGGUCUUCAGCGUUCGGGUGUCUCUCCUGUGACGCACAAGCUGGGUGCUAUGUUAGGAGCGUUUUUCGUCUUCUUAGCUUGUCUGUCUCUGCUGUGUUCGAGCGACAGACAUCCUAGCUACAUGUGACCUCAUUGGUGAGAAUUGCUCAGGCUGGUCACGUCUGAAACGCUGGAGGAAGAACUAGUGGAAAUGGAAGAAACAGGAGAGGUUGCUGCUUUGCAGCAGCAGGAGGAGGAGGAGCAACAACAACAGCAGGAGCCGCAGCAGCAGCCUUGUCCGACAGACACGAUGAGUUUCCAGGACCUUGUGAACUCGGCUGAUGUGAAAACGCCUGGUCAGGGAGCUGCAGAGUGGACAGACGUGGCAGUUGCUACGUUUCUCGAUUGUUUUGCUGAGAAGUAUAGCAAUGUGAAGCACAAGAACUUAAGAGGCAAGGACUGGAUGGAGGUAGUGGAUGGUCUGAAUAAACGCUGCGCUCCCGAGGGUGGUCCAUACUACGAGUACAAACAGUGCCGAAAUAAGCUCGAUGGUCUGAAGAAGAGGUUCCGCCAGGAAAAGGAUAGUUUGAGCACCAAUUCCCAUCCCAGCAGAUGGCAGUGGUAUCCUAGAAUGUGUGAUCUCAAAUGGGCUAGAAACAUGAAAAUGAUCGAACAUGGCGGAGGCAGUGGCAGGGUUGACAAACCUGAGAUGAGCGGGGACCAAGCUGAGGGUGAUGGGCUAGUUCCGGAUGAAAAAGACCUCAAUGCAGGUGAUCGGGCUGGUGAGGUUUCUAUGGAGGACGAUGCAGCGUGGAACAAGUUCCGGUUGGUUUCCACUUUUCCUCCGAAACAAAAACGCAAGCGCAGAAGAGCGUAUGUUUUCAAUCCCAGCGUUCCUGAAAUUGUUGCAGAAGGCUCUCGCACUCGAGCGGACUUACUUCCCCCAUGCACCCCGGACAAUAUGUCAACUUUGCCAGAUAGGCCUCCUUUGAUGCAGCAGUUUCAAAAGAUGCCCUCUACCGAUAGAACUUUCAAGCUACGUAUCAGACGGCCAAAUGAAACAGACUGCGAUGAUAUCUUUCAUUUUACUGGCGAGACCGUCUCAGAUAUGAUAGAAAGUUUCAAAGCUGUUUACUGGGAGGAACCUGCAACUCAAAUUCGUGUGCAGCUGAAAGAGAAAUUCACUGAGGUAUGGGUGACAGUCGCGCCUUCUGUUUCUCUCUCUCAGUACGGGAGUGAAGCCCUCAUCAUCACCAAACCUCGAGGUGCUUACAUGCCUCUGACAUCAACAAUGGCUUCUGCUCCUGUUAUGGAUAAAGCUUUAACAGCUUGUGAAUCGGUUGAUCCUUGAUAUGGCUUACAAUUGUACAAUAGACCCUUUUGCGGAAUGUUCAAUCAGACAUCUUGAGGAAAGCUCAUGAAGAAUCAUGGUCAACUGUUUACGACCCUGGUGCCUUGGCAUAGUUGCAUGCAUUUUUAAAGUGGGCUUGGAUCUCUUAGUUGGCAUCCGACAUCAAGCCACGCCUAUUCCGAAGAUGGAUCAACUCGACCACGCAGAGAGAAUUCGGGGUGUUCAUGAUCGGUUUCAAAAGAAAUCCUCGUUAUAGUCCGGGCCGUUUGGAGUAUCUCAUUUCGACUCUGAUGUCUGGUUGACAUACUCUAAAGUAACGCUUCUUUCAGUUGUGCAUCUUGAUUAUAUGAUUCCGAGACUAAAAUGCCGAGUGGAUGGAGAUAGCCGUAGUCACAUUCCCUUGUAAGGGCAGCUGAACUCGCGAGUUAGUGGGACCUGCGGGAGGGAUUUAUAUGUCAUGAUAUCUAUAAAGUUAGAAUAUGGAUUUGUAUCCUUUGAGAUCCAAAGAGAUAUGUCAUGUUGCCAUAGAUUCUAACAUCUCGUUUUCAACAUCUCAUUUUCAACAUCUCUUUAUGAAUCAUACAAACUGCUGCUCAUGGAAUUAUUGCGGUGUCCACUUCUUAUAUUUAGCCCAUCCAAUUAAGGUGGGCUAUCUUCUGGUAAAAAUG
Marchantia polymorpha subsp. ruderalis is the source of this 3000-nucleotide messenger RNA. The record is from the annotation of a GenBank genome assembly. Lineage: Eukaryota; Viridiplantae; Streptophyta; Marchantiopsida; Marchantiales; Marchantiaceae.